This is a messenger RNA of Argentina anserina (silverweed cinquefoil), 1873 nucleotides long. RefSeq names its product beta-amyrin 28-monooxygenase. The annotation marks the transcript as partial. NCBI's taxonomy places the organism in Eukaryota, Viridiplantae, Streptophyta, Magnoliopsida, Rosales, Rosaceae. The record is from RefSeq and is a predicted model, not a curated record. Gene Ontology annotation, molecular function: oxidoreductase activity, acting on paired donors, with incorporation or reduction of molecular oxygen; heme binding; monooxygenase activity. Gene Ontology annotation, biological process: sterol metabolic process. The transcript is spliced from 3 exons.
AGUCGAACCAAGAAAGUUACUCUCGCUCUAUUCCUUCAACAAUUACUGGCUAGCACACCGACAGGAAGGAAGGUCUAUAUAUAUAAACCUCCUCAUGUCAGUUCCAACAAACCAUCCACGAAAUCCUCCAAGCACAUUUCUUACCCGCAGGACUCUGAAGAAACCUCAAUCAUGGAGCUUAACUUCUAUCUUACCCUCCUCUUGGGCUUUGUUUCCUUCAUCACCUUCUCCCUCUUCUUCCUCUUCUACAGGCACAGAUCCCAGUACACCGGCAACAACCUCCCUCCGGGGACUGUUGGCUACCCUGUCAUCGGAGAGAGCUACGAGUUCCUGUCCGCGGGAUGGAAAGGCCACCCCGAGAAGUUCAUCUUCGACCGCAUGACCAAGUUCUCCUCCGAAGUCUUCAAGACCUCCAUCUUCGGAGAGAAGGCUUGCAUCUUCGCCGGCGCCGCCUGCAACAAGUUCUUGUUCUCCAACGAGAACAAGCUCGUCACUGCCUGGUGGCCUAGCUCCGUCAACAAGGUCUUUCCUUCUUCCGUCGAGGACAACAGUAGCGCCAAAGAGGAGGCCAAGAAGAUGAGGAAGAUGCUCCCCAACUUCAUGAACCCUCAGGCUCUUCAACGCUACAUCGGGAUCAUGGACAGCGUCGCACAAAAACACUUCGCUCUCGGCUGGGAAAACAAGACGGAAGUUGAGAUCUUCCCCCUUGCCAAGAACUACACCUUCUGGCUGGCUGCAAGAUUGUUCGUCAGCCUUGAGGACCCAAAAGAAGUUGACAAAAUCGGCGACCCCUUCCAACUGUUGGCCUCCGGAAUCAUGUCGAUCCCAAUUGACUUGCCCGGAACACCAUUCAACAAAGCCAUCAAGGCCUCCAACUGGAUCAGGGGGGAGCUCUACAAGAUCAUCAAGCAGAGGAAGAUCGACUUGGCCGAGGGCAAGGCCUCACCCACCCAAGACAUAUUGUCCCACAUGCUCUUGACUUGCGACGAGGACGGAACCUACAUGAAGGAGAUGGACAUCGCCGAUAAGAUUCUCGGACUGUUGAUCGGAGGCCACGACACCGCCAGCGCCACUUGCACUUUCAUUGUUAAGUACCUUGGAGAGCUCCCACAUAUCUAUGAUGCAGUUUACAAGGAGCAAAUGGAGAUUGCCAACUCAAAGGCACCAGGAGAGUUGUUGAACUGGGAUGAUCUUCAGAAGAUGAAGUACUCAUGGAACGUAGCACAGGAAGUGUUGAGAGUGGCACCACCACUUCAGGGAGCCUUUAGGGAAGCGUUGCAAGACUUCGUUUUCAACGGCUUCACCAUCCCUAAAGGGUGGAAGUUGUAUUGGAGCGCAAACUCGACACACAAGAGUGCUAAAUAUUUCCCCGAACCUCAGAAGUUCGACCCUACAAGAUUCGAAGGAAACGGACCUGCCCCUUACACAUUCGUUCCCUUCGGAGGAGGCCCGAGAAUGUGCCCCGGGAAAGAGUACGCCCGAUUAGAAAUUCUUGUGUUCAUGCACAACCUUGUCAAGAGGUUCAAGUGGGAGGCACUUAUUCCCGAUGAGAAGAUCAUCGUCGACCCGUUGCCCAUGCCCGCCAAGGGACUUCCCGUCCGCCUUUUCCCUCACAAAAAGGCUUAAAUAUCUAUUACCUACCUCAACCUGCGCCUGCUAGUUUUACUUAUACAGAAGACCAGCCCCAUCAUGUUAAGGCUUUGUUAAUCUUCCUUUUUUUUCUUCGUUUUUGGGUCAAUCAUUGUAUUUGUUGUUCAUGUUUUCUUUUAAAUCCAUGGUACUUGUGUAACUAAUUCAAUCCGGACUUGUGUUAGUGCGUGCCAUACACGAUGUUUUACAGACAUAAAAAUGUAUAAUGAAUCAGCAUUUACAA